AUAGUGUUCUCAGUCGAUGAGGUGAGAGGCUCCUGCGGCCGACGAAGCGCUAGCUAGUGUUGAUUUACCGUCUUGCCUGAAGUCUACGUAAAGAAGAAAUAACAGAAUUUGAGUUGACACAAGUGACAAGAACCGAGUUAUCGACAACAACUGAACUGUCUUAACCCUUAGGCCUACCUUCUCCACAACAAAAAGAAAAAAAAUCGAGACACGAAGACAACGGACUUCAUUAGAAAAAGAAUACAAAAAAGUAACAAUCUCCCUCUAAAAAAAAAAAGACCACCUAGUGCCUUCAGAACUGAGACCUCCUCCAGACCAUGAGUUACCAUAACGAAUAUCAUAACCUGUGGAUGACACCUCAGUCUUCUUCAGACGAUCCCUAUGUUGCAGGAGUCACAAUGGCUUACUGGCAACCACAUGAAGGAGCUGUAGGAGGACUCGUGGAUGAAAUAGAAGCCUACCUCUUUCUGGACAUUAGUGAAUGGGAGGGCAAGGACUGUGUCGACUGGGCCAAUGGCGUGUGUCGCCAGCUGAACAUCGACAGUAACAUCGUCAACCUCUGGGCCUUCACCGACAUGACAGGGACUCAAUUACUCUCAUUCACGUAUGAGGAUUUCUGCAAUCAAGUGGGUACGGUCUACGGCCUAAGCUUCUACAGGGAGUUCAUGCGACUCAAGGAAAGCAGGGAGGCAGAGAGUGCGCAACAAUCAUUAGAGAACCCAGGACCUUCGAACCCCCCACUCGAACAUCCAGGACGAUACGAAGAUGAGGACAGAAGAGAACGUCAGCCUUAUCUCGAGCCCAUCAUAGGCCAGUCAAGGAGAAGACCAAGAGGCCCAAGAGUGUGGGAGUUCCUGGUCCGUCUGUUGGUCGAUCCUCAAGCCAAUCCUUCCCUUAUAAAGUGGGAGGACGAGGCCAGUGGGACUUUUCGGUUGGUCCAGAAGGAGCGCAUUGCCGAGAUGUGGAUACAGAGGUCGAGGGAAGGAGGUCUCUCGUACAACAACUUAGCACGUACGAUGAGAUACCACUAUGCAAACGGCGCCCUUGAGCCAGUCAUGGAGCGCCAACUGGUCUACCGUUUAGGACCACAGGCUAAAGAGUACAUGGAAAGACUCAAAAAUCAGCGUUUGUAGAUAAUAAAUAGUAGUAAUGGUAUGAUGGACCCUGUUAUGUGAGUUACUAUGUGCGUUAUAUGAGGAAAAAAAAUCGCUUGAACGAGGGAAAUAUUUUUUUUUAUAAUUAGGACCUUGGAUCUGAAUAAAGAUCUUUUUUU
Molecule: messenger RNA, 1273 nt
Organism: Penaeus monodon (black tiger shrimp)
Lineage: Eukaryota; Metazoa; Arthropoda; Malacostraca; Decapoda; Penaeidae
Product: ETS-related transcription factor Elf-5-like
Exons: 7
Coding region: 318-1133 (271 amino acids)
Biological process (GO): cell differentiation; regulation of transcription by RNA polymerase II
Cellular component (GO): nucleus
Molecular function (GO): DNA-binding transcription factor activity, RNA polymerase II-specific; sequence-specific DNA binding
Source: RefSeq, a predicted model, not a curated record